AUGAGAUCUAUGGUGCCGAUUCAACGACCGGCCGCCGUCCGGGGCAUCUCCGGCGUCGUAGGACUGGCUGGCCUCACUGCCACUGGCACUUCCACCCGACCGCAACCACCUUUCCACCUCACCACUUCGCAUAGCCAGCAACGACGACGCACUUUAUUCACCUCCAACAGUCUCCUAGCACAAAAUGGCAACGAGCCUUCGCGACCCUCUCCAUCUCCCUCUUCCACUACCGCCCAGAAGCCCUCUCCCGCCGAAGAUGCCACGACAUCUCAACAACAGAAAUCCCCCGCCGCCCAAAAGCGCAAGCUCCCACUCAAGAACUCCCUUCACCGCGUCGCCAUCGUCGCCCAAAAGGGCGUCCCCGCCAAGUCGACUCCCGCCAGCACUGCUCCCGAACACACCACCGAGCCCGACGGCCGCUCGACCAUUUCGGCCGUUUGCGUCGCCGAGUCCUUCGACAUGGACGCCGUCGUCUCUCUUUUGACCAGCCACAACUUCUCUCUCGACCCCGACAACACAGGCUUCGACAUCCACGAAGUGGUCCAUGCCCGCGGGCUCAACCACGGGGACAUCUUUGUCUUUCCCUCGGGAACCAUCGUAACCUGGGCCCUUCCCCCUGACGUCGUCGACACGCUCGCGACACGCUUGCUCAUACCCGCUGCCGAAUCGCCUUUUGUAGAAAACAAGGAGGAGGAAGACCUCGAGUUCACCACCGACCCGACCGAGGAACAAAGUAAAGUCUCCGGCGACGUGGUCGUCCUCGGCACGCGCCGCGAGGUUGAGGCGGGUGAUCGGCUGGACACCACCCUUGCCAAAAUCGCCUUCUCCUCGGGUCUAGCGCGCUCUACCAAACUCGCUGUGCUGGAAUCUAGCCUGACGCGCUAUCUCGAAUCGACACGGCACAUUCCCGACCAGCUCUCGCAAGGCCUCAAGGCCCCCCUUAGCAGGGAACUCAUCCUCCAGAAGACCGGUGAACUGCUGAACCUCCGCAGCCAACUGAACCACUACAACGACCUAACCGACGCGCUGCCGGAUAUCUUCUGGGACAGCGAGGAAAAGCUGGAGACGUAUUACAGUAAGAUCGGCAAAGCGUUGGAUGUCGGGGUGCGGAUCAAGACGUUGAACGACAAGAUGACGUAUGCGCAGGAGGUCGUAAAGGUGGCACAGGAGGUGCUGGACAUUUCGGAAAAGAUGUCGAGUGAGAAACACAGUACGAGGUUGGAGUGGAUCAUUAUUAUCUUGAUUGCGAUUGAGGUGGUGUUUGAGCUGAGGAGGUUGUGGAUGGAGAGGUUUGAGACGCAUGAGGAUGAUGUGUUGAGGGAGUUGAGGAGAAUUGGAGACUCCCUUGAGGCUUUGAAGGCCAAUGGUGGUGGUAAAACUGUGGGCUCGUCGUCGUCGAAAUGA
Messenger RNA from Neurospora tetrasperma FGSC 2508, 1404 nucleotides. RefSeq lists its product as uncharacterized. The coding region runs from base 1 to 1404 and encodes 467 amino acids. Lineage: Eukaryota; Fungi; Ascomycota; Sordariomycetes; Sordariales; Sordariaceae. The record is from RefSeq and is a predicted model, not a curated record. The transcript has a single exon. Gene Ontology annotation, biological process: positive regulation of mitochondrial translation.